AUGGCUCCAAAGGGACGUAAAAAACGCAAUAGUAAAGACUCAACAUCCAGCAAUGGCGGCAGUGGCGAAGGCGAUGACAAAAAAAAGAAGGAGGGUGGCAGCAAGAAAAAAAGUUCGGGAGGCAAAUCAUUAGGUUGUGAUAUAUUUAAUGAUGCAGCCAUGGAAAAUGCCUAUUAUGUCUGUCAUAAUGUACAGGAUGUUUUAAAAUCUCGCGGCUUUGCUUGGCCAGAUGGUCAAAAGAAAAAGAAGAAGGGUAAGAGAUAAGUAAGUGAAUGAAUUAAAUAUUUAACCUACAAAUCAC
This is a messenger RNA of Lucilia sericata (common green bottle fly), 301 nucleotides long. Its product is annotated as small lysine-rich protein 1. Bases 1 to 264 code for a protein of 87 amino acids. The record is from RefSeq and is a predicted model, not a curated record. The transcript is spliced from 2 exons. NCBI's taxonomy places the organism in Eukaryota, Metazoa, Arthropoda, Insecta, Diptera, Calliphoridae.